CAUCAUGGGCUAGGGAACAGUGAGCAGCCAGUGAAGCAUCCAGCCUGCCGAACAAGCUUGCUUUUAGGGUCAGGAACUGGUCUGACAAGAGAAUGGCACUCCUGCCUUUAAACUGUCAAUAGGACUGUACGGUUGACGAUGAAUCCACCAGAGCUCCGGGCUCAAAGGCGAAACAGUGAGCAAGAGAAUGUGAAGACAUAUUUCAGGACAUUGUGAGUGCUGCUAAAGAUGUCUGAUAGUGUUGAUAUUGAAGAGAAACCACCAGCCCCCCCCUUGAGAAUGAACAGUAGUUCCCGAGACUCUUCAUCAUUGAAUCACGCCUCUAAACCACUUCCAAUGGCUCCUGAAGAGAAAAACAAGAAAGUCCGCCUGCGCUCCAUUUUCCCUGGGGGAGACAAGACAAACAAGAAGAAGGAGAAGGAACGUCCUGAGAUAUCCCUACCCUCAGACUUUGAACACACCAUUCAUGUUGGCUUUGAUGCUGUAACAGGAGAGUUCACAGGUAUCCCAGAGCAGUGGGCACGGCUCUUACAGACCUCGAACAUCACCAAGCUGGAGCAGAAGAAGAACCCACAGGCCGUGCUGGACGUCUUAAAGUUCUAUGACUCCAAAGAGACUGUGAACAACCAGAAGUACAUGAGCUUCACCUCGGGAGACAAGUCUGCACAUGGUUACAUAGCAGCAAACACUCUGAACCGACUGCUGUCAUCUGGGCCUCCUGUCAGCCUUAGAACCUGCAGCGCAUUAUUUGACAAGGCUGCCAAAACGUCAUCGUCAGAGCCUCCAAUUGCCCCACCUGUGUCAGAAGAGGAGGACGAGGAAGAAGAGGAAGAGGAGGAGGAGGAGGAGGAGGAGGAGGAUGACGAUGAACUGCCUCCCGUCAUCGCGCCUCGGCCUGAGCACACCAAAUCCAUCUACACGCGCUCCGUCAUGGACCCACCAAAGCCUCCCACCCCUGUGAAAGAAGUACUGACUCCUCCAGAGUCACAGGUCCAGCCAGAGAACACGUCUAACACAAUGUACCGCCACACUGACCGCCAGAGGAAGAAGUCCAAGAUGACGGACGAGGAGAUUCUGGAGAGACUGAGGAGUAUUGUGAGUGUGGGAGAUCCCAAAAAGAAGUACACGCGCUUCGAGAAAAUAGGACAAGGAGCAUCCGGCACCGUGUACACUGCUAUAGACAUAGCAACUGGCCAAGAGGUGGCCAUCAAGCAGAUGAACCUGCAGCAGCAGCCCAAGAAAGAGUUGAUCAUCAAUGAGAUCUUGGUGAUGAGGGAAAACAAAAACUCCAACAUAGUGAACUACCUGGACAGUUAUUUGGUAGGAGAUGAGUUGUGGGUGGUGAUGGAGUACUUGGCCGGUGGAUCGUUGACAGAUGUAGUGACUGAGACCUGCAUGGACGAGGGCCAGAUUGCUGCAGUCUGCAGAGAGUGUCUUCAAGCCCUGGACUUCCUACACUCCAACCAGGUGAUCCAUAGAGAUAUAAAAAGUGACAACAUCCUCCUGGGUAUGGACGGAUCUGUCAAGCUCACCGACUUUGGCUUCUGUGCUCAGAUCACUCCAGAGCAGAACAAACGCAGCACGAUGGUGGGAACGCCCUACUGGAUGGCACCAGAGGUGGUGACUCGAAAGGCUUAUGGCCCAAAAGUUGAUAUCUGGUCUCUGGGAAUCAUGGCGAUAGAGAUGGUGGAGGGAGAACCACCCUAUCUGAAUGAGAAUCCACUCAGGGCGCUGUACCUGAUAGCAACCAAUGGGACUCCAGAGCUGCAGAACCCUGAGAGGCUGUCAUCUGUGUUCAGAGACUUCCUCAACCGCUGUCUGGAGAUGGAUGUGGACCGCAGAGGCUCUGCCAAGGAGCUGCUCCAGCACUCCUUCCUCAAGCUGGCGAAGCCUCUAUCCAGCCUGACGCCUCUGAUUGUAGCUGCAAAGGAAGCCAUAAAGAACAGCAGUCGCUAGACUGUGGCCUAGGUGUCCCCACCUGAGGCUGGAGCCCUGCCUGUGAUGUGUGCGUUCAUGGGGGCAGGGGCUUGGGUGUAUGGGUGGUGGGUGACGUGACAGCGACAGCACAAGGAGGGGGUUUGUGUGACUUACAGUGACAGCACAAGGACAAAAGACCCCCAGGCCUCAUAUGUAGGAUGGACUUCUGGCCUUGCAGCCUCUCAGGCCAUGCUGCUGGACAGACCUUGCCUCCUCGUUUACUUCUCCAGCACUCUGAACAUGUAGAGCAGUCCAUCACAAGUGUGUCUGUGUGUGUGUGUGAGUGCGUGUGAGUGCGUGUGCACAAACUGUGCACAUCUGUUUAUGUCAUAUGUCUUGUUUGGCAGCAGUUGCUCCCCAAACUGAGAAAAUACAGUGAAAAAAUCGAAAUGAAAAUGAAAAUGUGCUCAUUUUCAAGAAGUGACUUGAGGAGGAGAAACUGACAAAGCUAAAGAGCCCGUGAUUCCUUCCCUGUCCAGGUUUAGGCUUGGUUUUCUUUCCUCUAGUCAUCUCCAUGGAGCACAAUCAGGCCUCACUUGCACCUGCAGUGACCAGCUGAUGUGAGAGAGAGUGACUCUGGGACACAACCUUUGCUCGCAUGACUAUGGCUCUGUGGAGAAACACUGCUACUCCUCUGCAGAUUGUCACAUCUCACUGUGGCAUAUUUAUGUGUGUGUGUGUGUGUGUGCAUGAAUGUGUGUAGGGGUGCAGUUACAGUGGAAAAAGUCAGGAAUAAGUUCACAUGACCUAUGCCAGCUUUAAACAUCCUGCAUUAACCCAGUAAGGAGAUACAGAUCUCAUAUAUCAACAUCUCACUGUCAUAAACUCACUUGUGUUCAGAUUAGCUGCAUUUCACUUUGUGUUAUCUCUCUUAAACUGGCUGCUCUGAAUAUUUAAAAUGAGGAAAAAAAUGAAAUAGUGUUGGUGCAUAUUUUUCCUACAUAAUACACUGAAUUUAACCGGAACUGUAGUGAUGCAUCCAUAUUUAUAGUAACUCAAAUGUGGAUCACACAUCCAAUUAUUUGAUAUCCUACAGGAAGGAUCAGUUGGCAUUUUUGUGAUGUAGUUAGAGACACUAGAUCGCACUGUCACUCGUAAAUCAACAUUAGGUACUGCACACUCUCCAGAAAUUAUUAUAGUAAUGACUAUAAAAUGAUGCCAGCUUAUUUGUGCAGUGUGCAAAUUCCACUAAUCGUUCUUAAACGCAUGCAUGCAUAAACUGUGGCACUGAGAGUGCACAAGCAUCUCAAACAGGAUUAUCCAAAGGCAUUCAGUAUGUGUGGCUUUCUUUUUUAUUUUCACGUUGUAAAUUUAUCAGAAUUGGGUAAAUUCAACAUCUAUUAAAGUUAAUGUUAGUCCCUUCUUUCUAAUAGAUGAGGCAGUUAAGCAUGAAGUAGAAGAAAUGAGAGACUGAACAGAAAUACAAAUUGUUUCGUUUAAUAUUUAUAUUUGGUGUUGGGUUGUCCUUUUUGAGGUGCCGACACGCAGCAGUUCAACAUUUCAGCCUUUUAAGUGAGUCUUUUUCUGUACAACAGUGGCAAGCAGAAGGUCAUGUGAUUAUUUACCCACGGUGAGUUGGAUGCCUGGUGCCACACUUUGUCUCAGUUUCCCAUCAUGCCCCUGUUACUUAAAACCUUAAGCGGGAAAGAUGGCCCUUUAAAGACAUGAAAUAUGCUGAAUAUUCAGUUCAACAAGACUUAGAUGGUGGUUAAUGGUGGUUACUUGAAAUAAUUUUCCCAAGAACUGAGAGGCACUUAAAAGUGUGGACAGAAAUGUAAAAUGCAGAUAGGCAUGAGUCAUUACUAGGUCUCCUUAUGCUGCAGAAUACAUCAUAUGACUGUGACUAUACAAGUUUGGAUUAAAUACCAACCAAAAACCUGGCCUACCUGCCACAUCAAAGUAGUGAGUGUACAGCAACAUUCACAGCUAAUGAGGCACUGGGCACCAACCGUCCACCUCGCCCACCUGCGCCCUCCCCGUCUCUUUGGUAUUUAAGAUGCUGCUCACUCAUGCUUCAGUGUCCUUUUGUCUUUUAAUGGUGUCUUAUGUAACUUCUUUGUUUCAUAUGAUCUGUACUUGUUUUUUGUAGUGGCAUUUUUUUGAACGUGUGGCAGAUUAUAGAGGGGGAAUGUUAUCCACUGAGCGAAGUACUGAGUGCCAUUUUAUGAUUGUACCUUGUCCUGGUGAGCACUGAAACCAGAAACUGUAGUAGAGGUUCAAAUUGUUUGCUGACAUUCCUUUCAUACCUGGUUGGCGUUCAGAACUCAUUCCUGUACAGACGUCACCUGCUUUGUGUCUGUGUUUGGUAGCUUCAUCAGGCAUUUCCCAUGCAGCAUCCCUCCGUGUGUGAGUGUGUGUAUGUGCUUGUGUGUGUUUGGGGGGGGGGCUACCUCAAUCUGCACUAGAAGAUGCCUCACUCGUGUUGUCCACCUUAACUUUGAGGUGCAGGGUAGCUGCUUAGUCAUAUUGUACCUCCAUUGUACAGCAAAUGUACAGAAGAUGAAGGAGUGAUGUUAGACAGGAGGACGCAACAGAAUUCAUGCAUGUAAACAAAGUAUACACUGUAUCUCAUCUUCAAAUAGGUUAAGAUUGUUAGGAUAUGUAUGUAUGUAUGUAAAUAUGAUGGGAAAUCCUCCCCCCUUUUUUCAGAAUUAUGUAACUUAAAAUGACAAUAUUCAGGUUGCUCUAUGGUAUGUAUCAAUAAAUGUUUUGCACCCUGGAAAAUCAAAAAAAAAAAAAGAGAGAGAGAGAGAGAGAGAGAAAACGAACACACAUACACGCUGUCUCUG
Scatophagus argus is the source of this 4766-nucleotide messenger RNA. Its product is annotated as serine/threonine-protein kinase PAK 3. The coding region runs from base 229 to 1956 and encodes 575 amino acids. Gene Ontology annotation, molecular function: protein serine/threonine kinase activity; ATP binding. Gene Ontology annotation, biological process: regulation of MAPK cascade; intracellular signal transduction; regulation of axonogenesis. NCBI's taxonomy places the organism in Eukaryota, Metazoa, Chordata, Actinopteri, Scatophagidae. The record is from RefSeq and is a predicted model, not a curated record. The transcript is spliced from 16 exons. Gene Ontology annotation, cellular component: cytoplasm.